GUAAGACGGGAAUAGCUUUCCUCCUUGUAGUCCGCCAUAUUGGAGUCUAGCUCGGCUCCGCUGUUGAUUGCUGAGUUAGGCUUGUCCAGCGGCCCUGGUAAAGCGGUGAGCUCGGAGUGGACAGUGCCUGAGGCUCGGUGAAGCUCGCUGUGGUAUAGGCCCUUCCUUUCCCGGUAGAGAGCGCAGACAUGAGCCCGGCCGACGCCAAGAGAGGAGCCAAGCGGAGGAAGAACAAGCGGGGCGGAGGCGGCAGUAGCGGGGAGGUGAAGGCGGCGGCGCUGCGUGGACAGCACGGGGCGGUGAGCGGAGCGAGCAACGGGGGAGGCCUCAUCCCCGGCCCGGCCACACACUGCACGGCCGCCCCGCCCGGAGCCGAGAUUUCAUUAAAUGGUACCUCUUUCACCGAUGGACCCCUCAGUUCGGACUUCACAGGUGUACCGCAGGCUCCCUUUACGUUUGGCCUGGGUCAGAGGGCUCCAUACACAACUGGAGAACACUGCCUGCUCUGUAGAAGCGAACGUAAGGACCUUGCACUUUCUGAGUGCAGCACAAAAAACUCAAGCAGACUAGCACUUUCUACAUCUCCUAAAGCCAAUGCCAAGAUGCACCUUCCAUUGUGGGUGUGCUCAGACUGCCGAAGGACAGUAGAGAGCGAGGAUAUCCACCCCACACAAGACCAGUCUUUAGUGAGUCAAGAUUUCCUUUUGCACAUGUCCUCGGGAAACAGCGGUUCAAAACAGGAUUCUGUUGGCGGAGGGAGGAUGCUUAUGGGAGCUCAGACAGUUGCACCCACUGUGGCACUCAAUACGGCACCUGCUGAUAUAGCAUGCAGUUGUGAAGCAUGUAAUGAGCGCAGGGAGAUUUCAGCAGAGUCUGAACGGGAAACCCAGCAGCUUCAAAAUUAUUGGUCAGAUGUACGGUACAUGAUUCGCUGCAUAUAUCGCCAGGCUGGGACGCCGCUGGCAGAUGACCAGGACCAGUCACUAGUGCCAGAAAAAGAUGGAAUGAAGGAAUUGGUAGAUAGGUUGUGUGAGCGAGAUCCUUAUCAGCUGUAUCAACGAUUGGAGCAGCAAGCCCGCGAAUAUGUCCUGGAAAUGAAAGUUCGUCUGCUCAAACACUUGUCUCUAGGCUUUAAAGUGACUCCCAGCAUCCAGGGGCCUCCCCAAGCACAUCAGUUUAUCUCCCUUCUUCUAGAAGAGUACAGUGCCCUUUGUCAGGCAGCAUGUACCAUUGGCACCUUUCUCGUCACUUUGGAAAACGAGCAUUUGAAGAAAUUUCAAGUGACGUGGGAACUACACAACAAGCAUCUGUUUGAAAAUUUAGUAUUUUCUGAACCGUUACUCCAAAAUAGUUUACCGACACUCGUUUCACAGUUAAGGCUUGGAACAGCGUCACAUGACUCGUACAGUGAAGAUAUGUAUAGUACCUUACUACAAAGGUACCUUCAGCUGGAACAAGAAAUGGGUCAGAUUGCUGAAGAGUGGCUGGAGUGUCAGAAAAGAAUUGAUAAUUAUGUAGAUGAACAGUUAAACAACAAGAAAGCAUUGACUGGCGAGAACAACUUUGCUGAUAAAAUGAGGCAUAUGUUAUCGACCAGAAUGUGCAUGUCUGACUGUCCAAACUGUAAUUACAGGAGAAGGUGUACUUGUGAUGACUGCAGCCUCUCGCACAUCUUAACAUGUGGCAUUAUGGAUACGCCUGUAGCAGAAGAUGUCCAUAUAAACCCCUUACCACCACUACAAGUAGACCCCACUCCAGAUUACCUGUCGGAAAUCCAUCCUCCCAGCAUAUCGUCUGCUAGUUCAGGGUCCGGGCCCAGCUCUCCCAUCACUAUCCAGCAGCACCCCAGGCUGAUUCUUGCAGACAAUGGCUCUGCACCCACAUUUGGUAGUGAUGAUGAAGAUGGUACCCCUUUAUCAGCAAAAUUUGCUCAUAUUUACCCCUUGAACAACUAUGACGAUGCAGAAGUAGUCGCCAACAUGAAUGGAAUUCACAAUGAACUCAAUGGCGGUGGGGAGAACAUGGCGCUGAAAGACGAGGUGGAGUACUUCCCUUGGCAGCAUAUACCGAAGUUCUUGCAUUGGUCUCAAUGGAACUUCACCGAGUGUUUUCUUUUGCAGUCCCCUUCAGUUAGCAGUACAAGCAGCAGCUCCUCAGAAGCUGAUGAUGAGGAGGCAGACGGAGAGAGUGGCGGUGAGCAGCCUGAUGUUCCCAAAGAAGAAAUUCACGUUGGGAAGAGGUCACCUAGGAAGGAUGGUGUAAAAAUGGACAGUCCCCCUCCGUCUUACCUCAGUCCACAGGUAGAACCAAUACCAAAUUCCUGCGAGUGCCAUGUAUGCAAGCAGGAAGCCUCGGGCCUGUCUCCAUCUGCACUGGUGGCAGGACGUCUCCCAACUGGACAUCAGUUCAUUAAUCCCGAUAAACCAGCACAUCCAGCACUUAACCUUUAUCCCCACAUCCAUGGACAUUUACCAUUGCAUACUAUCCCCCACCUGCCCCGACCCCUUAUUCACCCAACGUUGUAUGCAGCUUCUCCGUUUGCACACAGUAAGGCCUUGCCUCCUACACAGAACCACACUAACAAGCAUCAGGUAUUCAACGCAUCUUUACAAGAUCACAUGUAUCCGAGCUGUUUUGGCAAUUCUCCUGAAUGGAGCCGGUCUAAAUUUAUAAGUCUUUGGGGGUCAGAAAUGAUGAAUGACAAAAACUGGACAACUUCUUUUCUACCUGACCCUCUUGCUGGGGGUGAUAUUUUAGGACCUGCACUCCCUGAAAUAAGGCCUGAAGCACUUCCUACGUCAUCUAGUAGUGAUACAACUCCGGUUCCAGAUAUAAAGGAGAAAAAAAACACUGCCAAGAAGAAAUGUCUUUAUAAUUUUCAGGAUGCCUUUAUAGAAGCAAAUAAAGUUGUCAUGGCAACUUCAUCUGCAACUUCCUCCGUUUCUUGCACAGCCACCACAGUCCAGUCCAGUAGCAAUCAGUUCAAAGUAUCAUCCAAAAGGCCUUCUUCAAUAGGUGAGAAUGAAAUGUGUGAUGUAUUUCACAAUAUUAAGGAGGACCAUAGGCAUCCUUCUGCACCGGUUGCACCAAGAAAUAGUCCGACAAGUUUAGCUGCACUUCCUUCCCUUUCUCCUGCUACACAUCCGUCUGCCUCCUCUCCGCACCUUCCCAGUAUAAAUCCCCAACCCUUCCCUAAGACAGCUGCCACUGCACCUGGGUUUGUCGACCCUCAUCUAGGUUUCUGUCCUUCUACUGCUGCUCCUCCGACCUCAACUACAGAUGGCACACUCAGUGCCCCGCCCAGUGUUUGCAGUGACCCAGACUGUGAGGGUCAUCGGUGUGAAAACAGUGGUGCAUAUGACCACCAGCAGUAUGACGGUGAGGAGAGCCAGGAUGAGGACAGCUGUUCAGAACACAGCUCCAGCACAUCCACCUCCACCAAUCAGAAAGAGGGCAAAUACUGUGACUGCUGCUACUGCGAGUUCUUUGGUCAUGGAGGGCCACCAUCAGCACCAACUAGUAGGAACUACACAGAAAUGAGGGAGAAGCUUCGGCUCAGGCUGACCAAGAGGAAAGAGGAGCAGCCCAAAAAGCCCGACCAGAUCUCAGAAAAGGAAACGGAUGUUGUUGAUGAUCGGAAAGUAGAUGACCUAGUACAGUUCAUUAAUAGCUCCGAGGCCAAGCCAGUGAGCAGCUCACGGGCGGCUAAACGUGCACGGCAUAAGCAGAGGAAGGAGUAUGGGGCGAGCCCAGCAAUGAAUAUUAUUGUUAGCCAUGUGCUUGGCUCAGAGGGGACCAUGCAGGGAUCCUGCACCAGCAUGGCUGAGGAACAGACUGACAAAGCGGAAGCUGAGCCGGACCGAGAACAACCGGAAAAGCAGCAGCUGGAAGAAAAGGCUCGUCAGGAAGCUGAAGCCAGAGAACAGGAAGUGGUACAGCUUCUUGAAGAGCAAAGGCAACGCGAGGACGAGGAAAGGUUUAAACAGGAAUUUCGCCGACAUCAAGAGUUUCAGGCCCUGAGGAAAAAGAAAAAAGAUCGAUCCAAUAGGGAAACUCAUAAAUCAGAUCAGCUGAUGACCAUCUCUGUCCCCACUAAAGAACCUAAUUCCGAAGCACUCCCCAAUGGCACCUUGGAGCAGGAUACAGUGUGUGUACCCCUCCCUGGCAAACAGACUAAAAAAACUGAGCCACUUCUGUUACCAGAGGCAGUAAAUGAGCUACCAAUUCAUUCUAACGGUAGAGACUCAAAGCCAUGCGUUGCUAAAGAGCUGAAGGCAAAGCAGCAGGAGCAGCUCUCUCUUCUUCUGGAUUUGGUCCAUCACAAGGAAAAUCAUGUCAAACAAAAGCAACCUAAAUCACAAGUUCCAAAACCCAGUCCGGAACAAGUGAAGAAAUCGGACGCCCUCAAACUCCAUGAAGUCUCACCAAAACCGAAGACCCUAAAUGAAACCAAAGCCCCCGCAUCGGAUGUUGCACCUGUGGUUGAACAGAAGAAGGAAGAGAAAAAGGGUAGCAAUGGUAACCACAAAAAGCAGUUGAAUCACAUGAAGGAGGAGAAGCCGGUGGCAGUAAGCGAGUCCAUCACUAUCUGCGAGCAGCAGAACAGCAAGAUCCAGACCACCGCUGAAUCCCCACAGCCUAAGAGCAAGAGCAAAAGGAAUAAGAAGAAGAAAGGAGACAAAGUCAAUAACUCAAUUGAUGACGUAUUCCUUCCAAAAGACAUUGACCUCGAUAGUGUGGAAAUGGAUGAGACUGAAAGAGAAGUGGAAUAUUUUAAAAGGUUCUGUUUAGACUCUGCCCGGCAAACUAGACAAAGACUGUCCAUCAACUGGUCCAACUUCAGCCUGAAGAAGACCACCUAUGCUGCACACUGAACCGAAAACCAUUAAAGACGGGGGCUCACCCUGCAGGAACCAAUCCCACUGAAUUACGCCCUGCUGUUCUGAGUGCUUUUUCAGGCCUUGAGCCAGUACUGCCUUGCCUUGUCCCCAGUGCUGUGUGGAUCUGCACUGAACCCCCUUGGCCUGAUGAGUCUUGCUGAUCUGAAAAAAAAAUGAAUAUGCCACUUUCUACCUGAAUUUGUUAGCUUGUGUGCUUGUAGUCUGUGAGUAAGACUUUGGUUGUAGCAAUACGCUCUCCUCUUUUAUUGCCUUGGCCUCGGACUUGAGAAUGGUUCUUUGGGUUGGUUAGAGGCAUAAAACAAAAACUAGUUGCAUCCUCCACAAUGGUCCAUGUCACACCUGCAGUACGCUACAUUCGGUUACACAGACUACUGGCGAUUGGAAUGGAAUCCAUAGUGCUCACUUAGUCCUUCCUUCCCCAAUUGUCAUGGUGGAAGAAGAUCUCAUAACAGACAAGCAUUUCUCCAAUUCACACAAUCUACUGUCGAAAAGAAGUGUACUAGUUACGCCUAUUUGUGUUCUGAUGAUUUUUUUUUUUCCCUCCAGACUCUUGUAGCCAGCUUGUGAAAGAAUACAUGCAUAACGAGAAAGUAACAGAGGAUAAAAAAAAGGAAAAAAAAAAUACUCACACUAUCAAUCUGUUAUAGAGUGUAUAAUUGUAUUAACACUGACGCCAAAGUGGCUACUUUUUUAACAUAUUGUUAAGUAAUAUUAAAAUCAGUUCUUUCUUUUUGAAAGAUGGAAUACAUUAGUAUGGCAGAA
Messenger RNA from Rana temporaria (common frog), 5663 nucleotides. RefSeq names its product family with sequence similarity 193 member A (gene FAM193A). Lineage: Eukaryota; Metazoa; Chordata; Amphibia; Anura; Ranidae. Bases 189 to 4874 code for a protein of 1561 amino acids. The record is from RefSeq and is a predicted model, not a curated record. The transcript has 21 exons.